Glarea lozoyensis ATCC 20868 is the source of this 849-nucleotide messenger RNA. RefSeq lists its product as uncharacterized. The transcript is spliced from 3 exons. Lineage: Eukaryota; Fungi; Ascomycota; Leotiomycetes; Helotiales; Helotiaceae. Gene Ontology annotation, biological process: mycotoxin biosynthetic process. The coding region runs from base 1 to 849 and encodes 282 amino acids. The record is from RefSeq and is a predicted model, not a curated record.
AUGCGGGCGAAGUUCUCACUACCAAAGAGAAUCACAAAUCUUAUCCCAAAACAAUAUUUUUACGAUGCUUUGAAAUCUGGAGGCUCUUCUUCUGAUAUUGAGAAGCUUGAAAGCGACACUAUCGAGAAUGGGCCUCGUGAAGACGGAGACUCAGCCCUGUCCCAAGCCCGAUACCAAACAGUAGGUUUCAUGAUCGGCUUCUGGCUUUUGCUUUUUUGCUGUACGAUACAAACAUAUAUCAUUUGGAUCAAUCAAUAUAAGCUUGAUAUUACAAAUGAUAUCUUUUUGAAAUCACCAGCACCCAAGAAUCAAGACGUGUUGACAACGUUCAAGGAAGAAGAAUCCAUGAUGGGCCUGAAAACGGUACAAGAUGUGCACAAAGCUUGGGACCAAGCGUCGUAUCCUAGUGGCUUUAUACACCUCUCCCAUCCCGAAGUUUACUCCCAGGUACCCAAUAAGAACGUGCUGAAAGGCAUCGAUAACGUCUACAUGAUCAGUGCCUACCAUCAACUCCACUGUCUAAGAAAGCUGCAUGUAGCUCUGUUUGAGCUUCAAACCGAGUUGGAAACCACCAAGGAAUCUCUUAAUCCUCGACAUGGGAAUCACGAACACCCCGACGCUGUGAAUGUAACCAUGUUAGAGCAUCCACCAGGGGUCUCCAUUGCGCAUGUUGAGCAUUGUUUCAGCUACUUGAAACAAGGACUAAUGUGUGCUGGAGAUAUAACUCUAGAAGGUCCAGAUUCAAGCGGUAAGACACUGAAAGGUUGGGGUACUACUCAUCAAUGUCGGAGGUUUGAAGGCAAAGGCGGGCUGAACGAAUGGGCGAUAGACCAAAUGAAAGAUUUGUAA